Molecule: messenger RNA, 735 nt
Organism: Dracunculus medinensis (Guinea worm)
Lineage: Eukaryota; Metazoa; Nematoda; Chromadorea; Rhabditida; Dracunculidae
Source: the annotation of a GenBank genome assembly
GAAAGUUUUGCAUUUGAUCUUUUGGAAAUUGCAACGUCUGAAAGUCAUAUUCUUUCAUCAGAAUGUCAUCAUGAUGUGUUAAAAGGUGGCUGUUUGGUUUGCCAGUUCAGAGCGGAUUUAAAAUUGCCUCAUUUACCAGAAAUGGUUUUCCCUAAUAAUUCGAUAACCAUUCGCUGUAAAGAUCAACCCGAAGUUUUCAUAACCUUUAAUGCUUUGGAUGCACUAAAGGAAGUCAAUGCGGAAACUUCUCCAGAUGUACAAGUAAAGUCGAGUACAGCGUGGCAACAAGCUAGGUCAAAUAAAUAUGAUCUACACUCCGGUACUUCUUUCGAUUGGACUUUUACGAGCGAGUAUCAAGGAACAGUUCAAUUAUUCAAAAUUUCACCAACAAAUACUGCUAUUGAUGUUGAAAAAUUGAAGCGGCGUGAUCCAAUUGUCUUUUAUUCGCAUUUGACACUUUACGAGGAUGAAUUGGCUGACCAUGGAUGUGCACAGAUGGAUAUUCGUGUUAGAGUGAUGCCAACCUAUCUUUUUCUACUUGCUCGGUUCUAUUUGCGUAUAGACGAAGUUCUUGUGCGUAUCUUAGAUACAAGGCUUUUUGCAGAACGUGGAAAAGACUUUAUAUUAAGGGAAUGGACGAAACGAGAAGCCAAAAAUGUGAACAAUUCUAAUGAAAUCUGGCAACAUUUGCCUGUAAUUGAGUCGAAAACUUCAAAAUUAGUCAUACCCACUUAA